CGUGGGGGUUUGGGGGGGGCACCCCGGAACGGGGGUCCCGGUAUGGACCCCGGUAUGGACCCCGGUAUCGAUCCGGGGCCGCCCCCUGCGCACCGCGGCUCCGCUCAGCUCCGACUUCUUCCGCGAGCUGGGGCAGACGCUGGAGAGCAUGGCACGGACCCUGCGGGAUCAGCUGCCGGCCGCGGGGAGCGCCGGGCGCGGCUGGAUCCCCCCGGGCACCCACCCCGACCCCCGGCCCCCCGACGAGGCCGACGUGGUGGUGGUGGGCGGCGGCGUGGUGGGCUGGUCCGUGGCCUACUGGCUGAAGGUGCUGGAGGGCCGGCGGCGGCACGGAAUGAGGGUGCUCGUGGUGGAGCGGGACCCCAUGUAUUCCAGAGCCUCCACAGUGCUGUCGGCGGGGGGGAUCCGGCAGCAGUUUUCCCUCCGGGAAAAUAUCCAAAUGUCCCGAUUCUCUGCCAGCUUCCUCCGCAACAUCAAUGAGUACCUUGGGGUGCCAAAUGAGCCCCCCAUUGACAUCCAGUUCCGGCCUGGGGGGUACCUGUUCCUUGCAUCCCCCCAGAACGCUGCUGCCCUGGAGGCCACCGUCCAACUGCAGAGGGAUGAAGGGGCACAGGUGACCUUGCUGUCCCCCACCCAGCUGAAGGAGAAAUUCCCCUGGAUGAACACGGAGGAUGUGGCUGUGGCGUCCUAUGGUCUGGAGGAUGAAGGCUGGUUCGACCCCUGGACCCUCCUCAACGCUUUCCGGCGCAAAGCCACAUCCCUGGGAGUCCAGAGCUGCUCCGGGGAGGUGCGAGCUUUUGUCACCUCGACCAACUACAUGAUGUCGUCAGCACCGCCCUCUGCGCGCAUCAAAUACGUCCACGUGCACAUGCCAGACAGCCUGGAGUACCAGCCCGUGGCCUGUGCCAUCGUGGUCAAUGCCGCGGGCGCCUGGGCGGGGAAGCUGCUGGAGGCAGAGGGGCUGCCCCGGGGGCUGUGCCAGCCCCCCCUGCCCAUCCAGCCCAGGAAGAGGUAUGUGUUCACCUGGCAUUGCCCCAAUGGCCCUGACCUCUCCUGCCCCUUCCUCAUCGACACCUCUGGUGCUUAUUUCCGUCCGGACGGCGCUGCUGGGAACUACCUGGGCGGGAUGAGCCCCCCUGAGGAGGAAGAGCCGGAUGCCAGCGACCUCUCGGUGGAUCACGAUUAUUUCCAGGAGCAGAUCUGGCCCCGGCUGGCUCGGCGGGUCCCAGCCUUCGAAUCCCUGCGGGUCAGGGGCUCUUGGGCAGGGUACUACGACUACAACACCUUCGACCAGAACGGGGUGCUGGGCCCACACCCCCGGCUGGAGAACCUGUUCUCAGCUGCAGGGUUCAGUGGCCACGGGCUGCAGCACGCGCCCGCUGGCAGGGCCCUGGCCGAGCUGGUGCUCAUGGGCCGCUAUGAGACCCUGGACCUGCGCAGGCUGGGCUGGGACAGGCUGCUGGAUGGGGAGCCACUGCAGGAGCAUGGCGUGGUUUGAUGGGGGCCGGGAGGGGGGAAACUGAGGCACAGCCCUGGACCCCCUCCCCAGGCCAGAGGGGGCAUCCUGUAGGAAUAAAAUGGAUGUGUGGAUGAUGAGUGUGCCAGAGAAUCAAUGGGGUCCACGCCUGCCAUGCUCCCUCCACCAGUGCUACCAGUAUCCUCCCAGUAUCCUCAGUUCUAAUGUCCCCAUUGACACCUUCCACAACUUCAGUGUCCCUGCUACACUCCAUUCCCUCCCAGUGUCCCCAUUAUGUUCCCAUACCUGCAGUCCCCAGGGUCUCACAGUGUUACCUAUUAUCUCCCCAGUUCCCCCUAAUCCCAGUAUCCCCACGGUCACCCAUUCCCCCAGUGCUCCCGUUAUCCGCUGCUCCAAUCGCCUCCAGCCCCAGUACCCCCAUUACGUUCCUAUCCUCCAGAUCCAGUGUCCAUGUUAUUCCCCCAGUGUCCCUCACUGUCCCCAUAGUGUCCCCUCUAACCCCCAUUUUCCCCAGUGUGGUGGCAUUCACAUUCUCUGAACAGUGAGAUUCAUAAUUCUCUCUCCCAGGAGUUUUCUUGUGGAAGGCAGUGAGAGAGAAGAAGGAAAACAAUUCUCUCUACUUGCUGCUCCUGUUUGGCAUAUGUGGAAUGUGUUACCGAGAUUGUUUACUGAAAG
Molecule: messenger RNA, 2152 nt
Organism: Camarhynchus parvulus
Lineage: Eukaryota; Metazoa; Chordata; Aves; Passeriformes; Thraupidae
Gene: FOXRED1
Product: FAD dependent oxidoreductase domain containing 1
Cellular component (GO): cytoplasm
Molecular function (GO): oxidoreductase activity
Source: RefSeq, a predicted model, not a curated record